Arabidopsis lyrata subsp. lyrata is the source of this 1779-nucleotide messenger RNA. Its product is annotated as NAC transcription factor 56. Bases 246 to 1337 code for a protein of 363 amino acids. The record is from RefSeq and is a predicted model, not a curated record. NCBI's taxonomy places the organism in Eukaryota, Viridiplantae, Streptophyta, Magnoliopsida, Brassicales, Brassicaceae. Gene Ontology annotation, biological process: regulation of DNA-templated transcription; system development. Gene Ontology annotation, molecular function: DNA binding. The transcript is spliced from 3 exons.
ACAGAGGAUUAAAACCCACGAAUUGGCGUUUUAUACCAUCCCAUUUAAAAGAAUGAUAACGCCGACUCUGUGAAGCAUUUUUCAGCACUCCUCCUUUCCUUCUCCCACACACAAAAAAAAAAAAAAAUCCAAGAAACCAAAAAAAAAAAAGAGAGAAUAAUCUCUGAGAGAGUAGUGAUAUGAGCUUCUUCUCCUACAAUCUUAGAAACCUCCGAUCACAGUUCUAGAUAUUUUACAACGGAACAAUGGAGAGCACCGAUUCCUCUGGUGGUCCUCCACCGCCACAACCUAACCUUCCUCCAGGCUUCCGGUUUCACCCAACCGAUGAAGAGCUUGUAGUUCACUACCUCAAACGCAAAGCCGCCUCUGCUCCUUUACCUGUAGCCAUCAUCGCCGAAGUCGAUCUCUAUAAAUUCGAUCCAUGGGAACUUCCCGCUAAAGCGUCGUUUGGAGAACAAGAAUGGUACUUCUUCAGUCCUCGAGAUCGGAAGUAUCCAAACGGAGCAAGACCAAACAGAGCGGCGACUUCAGGAUAUUGGAAAGCGACCGGUACAGAUAAACCGGUACUUGCUUCCGACGGUAACCAAAAGGUGGGCGUGAAGAAGGCACUGGUCUUCUACAGUGGUAAACCACCAAAAGGCGUGAAAAGUGAUUGGAUCAUGCAUGAGUAUCGUCUCAUCGAAAACAAACCAAACAAUCGACCUCCUGGUUGUGAUUUCGGCAACAAGAAAAACUCACUCAGACUUGAUGAUUGGGUGUUAUGUAGAAUCUACAAGAAGAACAACGCAAGUCGACAUGUUGAUAACGAUAAGGAUCAUGAUAUGAUCGAUUACAUUUUCAGGAAGAUUCCUCCGCCGUUAUCAAUGGCUGCUGCUGCUACAGGACUUCACCAUCAUCACCAUAAUGUCUCCAGAUCAAUGAAUUUCUUCCCUGGCAAAUUCUCCGGUGGUGGUUACGGGAUUUUCUCUGACGGAGGUAACACGAGUUUAUACGACGGCGGUGGCAUGAUCAACAACAUCGGUACAGACUCAGUGGAUCACGACAAUAACGCUGACGUCGUUGGUUUGAAUCAUGCGUCGUCUUCAGGUCCGAUGAUGAUGGCGAGUCUGAAACGAGCUCUUCCGGUGCCGUAUUGGCCGGUGGCAGAGGAGGAGCAAGAUGCAUCUCCGAGCAAGAGGUUUCACGGCGGUGGAGGAGGAGGAGAUUGUUCGAACAUGUCUUCUUCGAUGAUGGAAGAGACUCCACCAUUGAUGCAACAACAAGGUGGUGUGUUAGGAGAUGGAUUGUUCAGAACGACGUCGUACCAAUUACCCGGUUUAAAUUGGUACUCUUCUUAAUCAAAUGUGUUUCGCUGCCGGUGUGAAGAAUUUUCCGGUGAGAGUGAAAAAAUUUUCCGAUUGGUGGGGACAUUUGCAUUAUAUAAAUUUGAGAUUUGUGUAUAUGUUUUGGGUUAAUUAAUUUGGUCAUAGGGGGUUAGAGGAAGAAGAUUAUUUAGAGAGCGGAGAAGAAGUGAGGCAACAACAUAUAGAAAACAUAGGAUUAAAAAUGUAUUACUGUUUCUUAAUUUUAAUAGUUGAAUGUAUAAAUCAUAUACUUAGAUGUUUUUAUAUUGUUUGUAUAGAUGCAUAUAGUCUUCUCAAUGAUAUUUUGAGAUUGUAUUUUCUUGUAAAGGAAAUGAUUAAAAAAAUCGAAAAAAAUAAAUAGUUGUGUAAAUGUGUAUUGUAUUUCACAUAUGUUCAACAUCAAUGAUGUUUUUGGAAUGAGUUAUUGCUUAUGAAA